UACGGGGUAUACCAGGGCGCGGCCUAUGAUCGCCAGUAGCCGUUAGCCUGGUCUGGGAGGUUGGAGUCUCCGUCUUUAAUUUACCUAAGUUUCGUAAGUUAAGUUAUUAAAUAAAGCUAUUGUGUUCUCUAAUAAGAAGUCUCACUAGCCUGUUUUAUUUGAAGUUGUGUACUAGUAUCCCGGUAGGCUGACAAAGCCAUAAUACUAGCGUCCGAUCGAACCACAGUCACACAAAGGUUCCGAGCAGGCAACCCAGCGUCAGAUCAAGCAACGGUGCCACGAUAAUUCCGCGUGCAACAUCACUCAUCAGUAUCGACAUGGCUGACAAAGACAGCGACGCUAAGCCAGGUCUGGCGAUCGAGACCGACGGGGCAAAACUUGCAGACAUAGAGACCUCGGUUGAAUCUGACAUCUACGAUAUGGGACCCCAAUUAAAGCUGGAAUAUGACGAUGUUUUCGCUGCACCAGAUGACUACAACAUAUUCACGUCCAUCACUGACAUCAACAGAAAGAUCUUCAAUAAGAUACAGGUUGUAGUCUACAGCCUCUUCAGUAUCAUCCUAGGAGUCAUCCUAUCUUUCAUCUGGGCAAUAAUCUUCGGUCUACUCAAGGUGAUCUCCACCUACGUCUUGCAACCCGCCUCUAAGGUGUUCUUCAUCCUCCUACGUGUUGCAGGAAUGAUCUGCAAGGCGCUGAUCGGCUCCUUUUGCGACCCGUGCUACCGCUCAUUCGCUCUCAUUUUUUCACGUAUCAACGUGGCUGCCCUGACCGCCACGGAGGCAAGGCCCGUUGGCAUGAGAAUCCACAAUUCAAAUCUUCAAAUUGUCUAAGGCCUUGACAGUUGUCGCAAGAGGCAAAUUUUGCAGGCAACUAGGAGGCAACCAGCUGCAGUGCCUUAGGUACGAAAUGCCGAAGUCACCUCGUAACUUGCACAAGGUAUUAUACGAAGUAUCCUGACAUCCACUAUACAGGGCCACUUCCGCAGCACAUGAGUAACUUGUCAAACAAUGUCUUGCGAUCCCAAUACGAAAUCGUGAUUACAUAUAUAUUCAAAGAUGAAUGCCUUUUCUUUGAGAUUGCAUGGAACCGGUUGCCUGUAAACUGCCUCAUGUGACACGACCCUAACUCCAAAGUCCGUUUUCAGUGAAUUUUGAAACUCGCUUUGGUAUUUUUGUUUUUUAGGGAAAAAAGAAAUUUUUAAGAAUGUUUUUUUUUAACAUUAAAACCUACAAGUGUUAUUUUUAUGCGGGUUAUUAUUAUUAAACGUAAUUUAAAUUAUACUCAACGUGUACCUUUAGCCGACUGAUUUCUUUGCUCAUGAAAUAGUACAAAGAUGCGAGGCUUUUUUUUUUUAGGGAAAAAAGAAAUUUUUAAGAAUGUUUUUUUUUAACAUUAAAACCUACAAGUGUUAUUUUUAUGCGGGUUAUUAUUAAUUAAACGUAAUUUAAAUUAUAUUCAACGUGUACCUUUAGCCGACUGAUUUAUUUGCUCAUGAAAUAGUACAAAGAUGCGAGGCUUGACGCUAGGUGGCAGCAGACAUGAGAAAACAAUCUCCACAAGUUUUGAGCAUGCGGGUCUCCGACCUUAAGAUUAAUCCUAAGUUAAGAAGAGUUUCACGUCCUAACUCGAGAUAAGACGAGUCCUAACUCUUUGUGAAAUCGACCCCUGGGCCCUAAAGCAUGUAAGCACAAUAACUUGCUAGGCACAGAAACAUAUUGCACUUCUGGAAAACUACGUUACUUCAGAGGGAGCUGUUUCUCACAAUGUUUUAUACUAUAUC
Asterias rubens (European starfish) is the source of this 1780-nucleotide messenger RNA. RefSeq names its product caveolin-1-like. The transcript has 4 exons. Gene Ontology annotation, cellular component: caveola. The record is from RefSeq and is a predicted model, not a curated record. Gene Ontology annotation, molecular function: molecular adaptor activity. The coding region runs from base 318 to 830 and encodes 170 amino acids. NCBI's taxonomy places the organism in Eukaryota, Metazoa, Echinodermata, Asteroidea, Forcipulatida, Asteriidae. Gene Ontology annotation, biological process: caveola assembly.